Fraxinus pennsylvanica is the source of this 633-nucleotide messenger RNA. The record is from the annotation of a GenBank genome assembly. NCBI's taxonomy places the organism in Eukaryota, Viridiplantae, Streptophyta, Magnoliopsida, Lamiales, Oleaceae.
AUGACGAAAUUUGAUAGAAAUGAGGAAACUAAUGAUAGUGACAUGUGCAGAACCAUAGAAGUGGCGGUUGUGUUUCCGCCGCCUCCGCCACUGCAGCUGUCAUUUUCCGGUGACAAUUGUGAAGUAGAUGAGCUAUUUCUUCCACCUCUCAACUUUGCCAUGGUUGAUAAUGGCAUUUUCAGGUCUGGUUUUCCAGACUCGGAUAAUUUUUCAUUUCUUCAAUCACUCAAUCUUAGCUCAAUCAUAUGUUUGUGUCCUGAGCCUUAUCCGGUGCCCAACAUGGAGUUUCUCAAGUCGAAUGGGAUUAAGUUAUUUCAGUUUGGGAUCGAAGGAUGUAAAGAGCCAUUUGUGAACAUACCUGAGGAUAAAAUCCGUGAUGCAUUAAGAGCCGUCCUCGAUGUGAAGAAUCACCCUCUAUUGAUCCAUUGCAAACGAGGGAAGCACCGAACUGGUUGUCUUGUGGGAUGCUUGAGAAAAUUACAAAGAUGGUGUCUAACUGCAGUUUUUGACGAAUACCAGCGCUUUGCAGUAGCCAAAGCACGAGUUUCAGAUCAAAGGUUUAUGGAGUUGUUCGACGUGUCUGGCUUCAAGCACCUACCAUUGUCAUUUUCGACUUCAAAGAGGUACAAAUAA